This is a messenger RNA of Eurytemora carolleeae, 634 nucleotides long. Its product is annotated as gamma-gliadin. NCBI's taxonomy places the organism in Eukaryota, Metazoa, Arthropoda, Copepoda, Calanoida, Temoridae. The record is from RefSeq and is a predicted model, not a curated record. The transcript has 7 exons. Bases 128 to 634 code for a protein of 168 amino acids.
UUAAAGAUUUAAAAUCAUCCGCUCAGGCGGGCACAACAGGGGUGCAGAAGGAGACACUGUACUUUUGAGGCAAGGGAUUCAGACUUUCUGCGCCCUUGUCAGGGGUUGAGAAAGCUAGAGAAGAAACAUGGCGAACUCGUACCAGGGACCUGGACCUUAUUCAGGUGGUAUGCCGAGUAUGCCUCGGUUCCCUCCCAGCUUUACACCUAGAGGGCAGCAUCCUCCUCCCAAUACAAACCAGAUGCCUAGACAAGCAGUGUACAGCGGACAGAUGAAUCAGUCCCAACCUGGACACCAGGCUCCUCUAUACCACGUGAAUGCCCAUCCCAGCAUGCAAAUGCUUUAUCAUCAUCACCCUCACAUGCAGGUCCCUGUCUACUAUCAGACGAAUGGAGGCCGUCACCAGGCCCCUAUCCAGCAGCAGCAGCAGUAUCCCCAGCAGCCAGGAUAUCCAUAUCCUCCUGUAUCCAUGCAGCAAACAAACCAACCUCCACAGAGUGUUUAUCAAUAUCCAUCUAAUAUGCAAGUUCCUGGAGUUGCUCCUGUUCGAUAUCCUGGUCACAUGAUGCCUCAGCAGGUAGGGUUUUACAAUACUCAAACUUUGGAUUGUCAUGACAAAUAUUACAACCUAUAG